Molecule: messenger RNA, 4499 nt
Organism: Seriola aureovittata
Lineage: Eukaryota; Metazoa; Chordata; Actinopteri; Carangiformes; Carangidae
Product: zinc finger protein 420-like
Exons: 2
Coding region: 98-3616 (1172 amino acids)
Biological process (GO): regulation of DNA-templated transcription
Molecular function (GO): DNA-binding transcription factor activity, RNA polymerase II-specific; RNA polymerase II cis-regulatory region sequence-specific DNA binding
Source: RefSeq, a predicted model, not a curated record
GACUGGCGGAAAGCAGCUAGCUGUAUGAGCCAGCCUGUGUGGAUACGAGAAAACAGCCUCAAUGUCUUUGUCUCUUUGACCCUUCGCUCUGUGGAAAAUGGCCAGAUUUCAGGAUAUUAAAGAGUCGUUCAAACAGCGGCUGCUGACCACGGUUCGCAAAGAUAUGUUUGGACAUUUCGAGAGAACAAUAUCCGAAUAUGAAAAGGAGAUCGACCGUAAACGAAAACUACUGGACAUGGUUACAAAGCCCAACUUAAAGCAGCGGCAAACAGUGUGUCUUGCAGACGUCCAGCAGCCGAUGACUGAAGAAGGGGUUCCUACUGAGAAGCAGGAGAGGAGCUCCGGACUGGACCGGGAGGAUCCAGAACCCUCACACACACAAGAGAAACUCUGUUUUAUUCAAGGACAGACAAGUGAAGAUGGAGAGGAGGACUGUGGAGGAUCAGAAUCAAACAGAGACUUGGAUCCAGCUUUGUAUUCACAGCCAAACACUCCUGAACCUGAGAGUGAUGACAGUGAUGAAGACUGGGAGGAUCCUGACAAAAAAUUUCAAUGUUCCAAAUGUGGUUUUAGAUUUCCGAAAUGGUCACGUUUGAAGAAACACAUGAGGGUUCAUACAGGAGAGAAGCCUUAUAGUUGCUCUUUGUGUGGCAAAAAGUUUGCUACAAAAGCAAGUAUGGACUACCACUUGAAAAUUCAUUCAGGAGAGAAACCAUUCGAUUGCUCGGUUUGCAGUAGAAAUUUCAGAGAUAGAAGCACUUUAAAAUACCACAUGUUGAUUCACGCAAGGGUAAAACCAUACAGUUGCAGUGUUUGCAACAGAAAAUUCAGGCGAGCGACGUCGCUCAAGAUCCAUAAGUGUGUGAACAAACCAAUGAGCUGCUCUGAAUGUGAUGAAACAUUUCCUAACAAAUCCCUUCUGAUGACCCACAAGAGAACGCAUAAGGACAAGAAGCUACUUACAUGCACAGUUUGUGGUUUACAGCAAAAGUUUAAAUCCCAGAUGAAGAUACACAUGAGAAGCCAUACGGGAGAGAGACCAUACAGUUGCUCAAUCUGUGGAAAGAAAUUCACACAAAGGGGAAUUAUGAUGCAACACAUGGCAGUCCACUCAGAGGUGAAACCGUUCGAAUGCACUGACUGUGGCAGAAGGUUCUUUUGGCACUUUCAGAUCAAAAAACACAGGUGUUCUCAAAAAUCACAGCAAAUCAAAACAGGCUUUACUGGAGGGAACUGUGGAGGAUCAGAACCGGCCAAGAACCUAGCUCCAGGUACACCUUUAAAACCAGUCCCAGCUGUUGACAUUGAUUUCUGGAAAGAUACCAGGCAGCAUCAGUCGGGUAUCACUUAUCAGAGGAUAAAAAAAGUCACUGCAAAUGAUGGAAAUAAUACCGGAAAGGAAACCGUUAACUGCUCUGAUGACAACAUUAAAACUGAACCCAAGGAUGAUGAACGUGUUGACAGUGAUUCGUGCAAACAGAACAAUCAACGAGAGUCGGGUUUAAAAGAUGAAGACGUUUCUGUGAGUGAGGAAAGAUUUAAUAUUGACAUGAAACCAUUCAGCUCUUCUCAUUCUCAUCAAAAAUCAGAGGGCAGUCACAGGCUACAGACACACCUGAUGUGUCAUGUAGGAGAAAAACAAUUUAGUUGCUGCUUUUGUGGGAAAGGAUUUAAAACAGGAGGAUAUCUGACAAAACACAUAUCUGUCCACACAGGAGAGAAUCUACUCACAUGCAUAAUUUGUGAGAAAAGCUUUACCUCGGAGUUCGAACUCAUUAGCCAUGUCUGUGUGGGCUCCACAGAGCUUUCUAAAAGGCCAACGAAGGAGCAGAAUACUGCCAACUGCAACUUCAACUACAGCUGCUCUCAUUGUGGUCAAGGAUUUGAGCGAAAGCGCCAACGACAGGAACACAUGAAAAUUCACACAGGAGAGAAACUGUUUAGUUGCUCAGUGUGUGGUGAAGGAUUUGCCAAGCGUGCAAGUUUAACAUUACACAUGGUGUGUCACACAGUGGAGUCUCUCCACUGUUCAGUUUGUAACACUGAAUUUAGUGACAGAGAGUCAUUAGUUCAGCACAUGAGGAUCCAUACUAGACAAACACAAUUUAAUUGUGAAAUUUGUGGUAAAGAAUUUGCAUGGAGAAGAAAUCUGACAAGACACAUGGAAGUCCAUGCAAAGGAGGAACAUCACGGCUGCAGUGACAGAGAAUCAACCAGCCAUGAUGAGCUCAAUAACCAUGGGUGUGGUGGCGAGUCCUCACAGAGUCAGACUGAGGAGAACAGAGAGGCAGAGCCUCCAGCCAGAUGCUCAGCUGAACACAUGGAGACAGGAGCUGAUGGAGAGGACGGUGGAGGACCAGGACCAGACAGGAACUCAGAUCCAGACAGACAUUUACAACCAGGAUCUGAUGACAAGACUUCAGACUCUUCUGACCCUCAGACUAAAGAUAGUCAUUUUUGGAAAGAGACCAUGCAACGUUGGUCAGAUUCAAACUGUGUAAAAGAUGAAGUGUUUGAAAGAGAAAUGGAAUACAAACCUGACCCGUCUUUUAACCAUCAGAAUGAUGACAGGGAUUUUUGGAAAGAGAGCAGGAAACCUCUGUUAUGUUUAAACUCUCUGAAACAUGAAGAAAUCUCUCACAGUGAUAUAACAUGUGAGAACUCACACCCCCCACAUAUUAAAGAGAAGCAGGAUGAGGUUCAAGGACCGGAGGAGGCUGAUAUCACCAAGUUCACAUUCACUCCUGUCCCUGUGAAGUGUGAAGAUGAUGAUGAUGAAGAAGAAGAGAAACCUCAGGCCUCACAGCUUCAUCAGAGUCAGACUGAGGAGAACAGAGAGGCAGAGCCUCCAGCCAGCAGCUCAACUGAACACAUGGAGACAGAAGCUGAUGGAGAGGACGGUGGAGGACCAGGACCAGACAGGAACUCAGAUCCAGCUUGGCAACCAGAUACUGGUGACAAGACUUCAGACCCUUCUGAACCUGACACUGACGACAGUGAUUUUUGGAAAGACACCAGGACGAGAACCAGAAAGAGUCGAUGUCCGUCAGACUCGUUAACACAUAAUGAAAUUGCUGAAGGAGACAUGGGAUUAGGUUCUGUUGAGAACCGUUUUAGCCGCUCUGAUGUGAAGGCGUCAGGGUCCCUGGAGCCGGAGAGUGAUGACAGUGUGGACAGUGAUUUUUGGAAAGAGAGCAGGAAACCACAGGCAAAUUUAAAAAACAAUGACGUCUCUGAAAAGGGCAUGAGAUGUUACACUAAGAAUCCGUACAGCUGCCCUGAUUGUGGUAAAAGAUUUCGCUACAUGUGCCAAAUGAAGACCCAUAGGGAAUGUCAUGUGGAAGUGACACCAUUUGUUUGUCCUGUUUGUUAUCAAAAGUUUUCUUAUGAUUCCCACCUGAAGAUGCACAUGAGAACUCAUACAGGAGAGAAACCAUUCAGUUGCCCAGUUUGUGGUAAAAAAUAUGCACAUAAGACAAGUAUGCGCAAUCACAUGGCUGUCCACACUGUUGAUAAACGGUACUGUUGCAUUGUCUGUGACAAAGGCUUUGCUUGGUAUACAGAACUUAAAUACCAUAAGUGUGUUGGUGAGUCCUCACAUGAAAAUCAAUACUAGGGGAAAAAAACAGGUAAUUCCUCAAAUCAGAAAUCCGAAACAGCGCACACGACUUCACACAGCAGAAAUGAAUCAUGUGAGGCGUUCGUGCCACAAGAUUCAUUCAGUGGUUCAGAAACAUGAGAGUGAAGUUGUAGAGCUUUAGUGAUGUACUGGAGCAUGAAACCAACAACAAAAGUUAACACUGAGAUUCUUACUAAUUACUUUUCUGGAUAAAGAAGACCAAGAUUUUGCUUUUGAUUACGGCUGAAAAACAAACCCAAAUUACUAUUUUUUUUUUUUUAUUUGUCAGAAAAGGUUUUACAUCCAGAAAAUGUAUUAUGUUUUCCUCUGUAACUUAAUCAACCGAACUAAAAACACAGAGGAAGAUUGAUAUGAUUCAUGGUGGGUCCUCUGCAGAUGACGAUAAAACUAAAACUUGAAACUUGAAACAUGAAACUUAAUAACCUUCCUAUCUACCUCUGUGACUUACUUUAUCUUGUUUGUAACCACAAUCAAACACUACGCCAUCUACAGAUAUGAUCUUCAGUGAGUCUUUCCUGAACUUGAAAAACUGGAUUAGUACCCUGACCUGGGAGGAAUGUACAACAUGAAUAAUUAGAUAUUUCUCCUUAAUGCCUCUCAGGCCUUUUUUUGUGUUAUACUGUAUAUAAAUGAACAGGCUGAAUUUUGUAUAAUUUGAUAUUCUUUUGUUUUGAAAUACGUGGCUGUCAAACAGACUGGGGCGGUCUGGCACCACAUAGUUCCUAGAACAUUAUUCUGUAUAAUUUUGUUUCACUUGGAAAUCAGCUUAAAAAACUGUUCAAGUCUUAGCUGUAGCCAGAAGCGCCUCUGAAAUGUAACAUGAUAUUCAUAUUUUAAUAAAGUCAAAUUCUAAACUGAA